AUAUAUGAGUGUUUACUUACACUUCCGCAUCGGCGUUGCACCCCACUGACGCUCUUUUGAAAUCAAGCUUUGUGGACUGGGUUUAAAGAUCUGAUCACAGGUGUUAAAGUUAAACUACUGACAAAGUGAUUUACAGAAAGAUGCAGGCUUUAAGGUAAGAUUAGGACCUGUGGAAAUACUCGAGCCGUUUUAGGAAAAAAAUAGUUUAAGAUUAGUUUUACUCAAGUUACAUAAAAUAACUUUUUUCUCAAAUUAGAGGCUGUAUUAUCACUUUAACAGUUAUCUCUUACUGAUAUGAGAGUUUAUUUGAUUUUUUUAAUAGAUAUUUGAACGAGUUUCUGCUUUGUCAUUGAUCUUUACACACCCCUUUAGCUGCUUGACUCACAUAUUUCUCAAUAUCCCAGAAAUGUGUUCCGGGGUGCCUGGUCGUCUGCUGAGAAGCUGGAUGGUAAAACUGUGAUCAUCACUGGAGCCAACACCGGGAUUGGCAAAGAGACAGCCAUAGACUUGGCUAAAAGAGGUUUGGGGCUAGAUUCAUGGUUUGGCUCAGUGUUUUUUGGAGUUUUAUGGCUCAAAGUCACCCGAAACGCUCAGAAGAAAUAAUAAAAGUGUUUGAUUUCCAGUUCCCUUAAAGCAAAGUUGACUUCUUUGAUUCAGUUAACGGCCAUCUAAGGGUCCAAAACCUCCAAAAGCAUGUGUUUGACAUGGAAAAAAAGACAUAUUUAACAUGUUUAAACCAAAAGUAGGUUUAUUUAUGUAUUUAUCAGCUUGAAAAAAGCCAAAACUGAUGAGUCAGUCAUCAUUUUUUUGCUUUAUCAUGAUUACAUGCAUCAUGAAUACCACUGUUUGUUUUCUGGUUUCACAAGUCUUUAGUGGGAGGGGCAAUAUUUCUCACUAUCAUGAUGAUAUAAUUCUUCUAUUUUUGUAAUAAUGACAAAGUGUCUCAUAAUGACGAAUGAAACAAAAAUCUGUCAGGCAUUUCUGGAUAUUUACUUACAGGUUGGUUCAGUACAUUACCUGAAGCUGAGCAAAUCUUCUAUACAACACAACAGCUUUUAUUUACCUUUAAUGCAUUUUUAUGGCGUCUUCUUUAACAAAUAUUUAUCCAGCUUCCUUAUGCUUAUGUUAGUUUGGUAAUCCCCCCAUAUUAAACUCAGUACUUUAAUUUAGUCAUGAGGGGGUGCUCUUUACCUUUUUUUUUUCAUCCAUGAAUGAGUGAACACAAAACACCUGGAUGUUUAUUCAGAUAUUGCUGAUGCUGUUUUACUUUAAUACGGUUUUAUUUAUUUUUCAUAGGGGCGAGGAUCAUCAUGGCGUGCCGGAGCGCAGAGAGAGGACAGGCAGCUGUGACAGAAGUCAUCGAGGGCUCAGGAAACCAGAAUGUGGUUUACAUGAAACUCGACUUGGCAGACAGCAAGUCGAUCAGAGAGUUUGCUGAAGCCGUCAACAAAGGUUUGAUGUGUUACUGAAAAAAAAACCUCACUUAAAAGGGUUUUUAAAGUGACUGUAUUUCACCCCUUGCUGUUUGUUUUUAAUUAUUCUUAUUUUCAUAGAUGAGCCAAAACUGAACAUCCUCAUUAACAACGCUGGAGUGAUGGUUUGUCCUUAUGGGAAGACAGCAGAUGGAUUUGAGAUGCAGAUUGGAGUCAAUCACAUGGGUACAUAAAGCUUUGCCUAGUCUUACAUUUCAUUCUUUUAAUAUUUCUGUCCUAUUUGACGGAUUGAAAUUUUAUUUUGUUAAGUGAAACAGAUUUGUAACUUUUACUUUUGACUUGAACUGACAUUCAUUGAGCCAGAGUGGCUCUGAGUCUGUUCUGCAGUGUACAGGCACUGAUGUACCAAACACAUCUUGAUGUGGGAGCUAUUCUGGCAUCACAAUUAUUCACAUACAUUUACUGUCAGAUAAUAUCCAGCAGUUCACUCAGACAAAGAAUUACAAAGAAAAAGGCUGUUACUAAAAAAAUAUAUAUUUUUUUGCCAAUAACAUGUCGACUGAAGAUCUACAGGACUUUGAAAACAGAACACACCCUGAUACCUAAAUGUAACCGUCACUAGAGGGCAGACAUGUUUUUCUUUCUCAAUGCAGCAAGUGACUUUUAUUUAGACUAUUAAUCCUAGUUGAUCUUUUUUGUUGCCUCAAUAAAACCAAACUGCAUUUUUAAUAGAUUUAUACAACAGGUUGUUGGAUAAAAUAAGUCCAUUGUUUUGGAUGUCACUCUGCUUUUUGUAAGUAACGUAUUUAAAUCCAAACAAAAUGUGACUGUAUCUAGACUUGUAACUAUAAUAGCUCUAAAUGAGAGUAGUAAUAUAUCUCAAAAUAUAGUUUUUCGUGGGUUUUUGUUUUGUUUUUUUGUUGUUUUUUUGUUGUUUUGUUUUUUGCCCCACUUCACAUCUGGUGGGAUAAGAGCUCAGUAUAUCAGAAUUAUUUCCCCACUUGAGUUUGCAGACCAAAGUUAAAAGACAUUUUAAAGUUUUUCUUUAAAUCACACUUAAUUGUUCUCCUAGUUUUAUUUUUUUUAAAAUAGUUUCUUUCAUUUUAAGAUGAUAUUUCAAAAAGAAAUUUGUUUAUUUUUCCUCAGGUCACUUCCUGUUGACGUAUCUGUUGAUUGACCUGAUCAAAAAAUCUGCACCGGCCAGGAUCAUCAAUGUGUCCUCCAUGGCUCACAGCUGGGGCUCCAUCAAACUGGACGACAUCAACAGUGAGAAGAGUUACGACAAGAAAGCGGCGUACUCUCAGAGCAAGCUGGCCAAUGUCCUCUUCACCCGCUCAUUGGCCAAGAGACUUGAUGGUAAAUUUUAUACCUUUAUCUCUGUCAUUUCUGCUUGUUAGUUCAGACAGAUGUUUUUUUUUAUGUUGUACAGAGGCAGUAAUCUGUAUCUACUUGCCUUUCAGGCACAGGUGUGACAGCGUAUUCCCUCCAUCCUGGAGUCGUCCAGACAGAUUUGUGGCGCCACCUGAACGGCCCUCAGCAGUUCAUCAUGAAGAUGGUCAGUCCGUUCACCAAAAACUCAACUCAGGGAGCUCAGACGUCCAUUUACUGUGCAGUGGAGCCGUCACUGGAGAAAGAGAGCGGUGGAUACUACAGGUACACCAAACAUUUACACAUCAAACAUCAUUUGAUAUCAUUGAGGAAGUCCAAAAACAAGUACCACUGACUCAUUAAUGACUUAGUAAUUGGGUUUAAUCAGUUACAAUCACUGUCCUUGUGUGCAAUAAGGAUAUUGACGUUGACAUUGACCUACUUACCUUUUCAUUUCCUUGAGGGAACCUUUCCAAAAGGAUCAAUGAAGUUGUAUGUAAUCUAACCUACAGCAGUAAAACUUUUAGAGGUGAUACCUGUACAAGAUUUAUGGUGGUAUUGGUCUAGACUUAUUCUAGUACCAACUGGCCACAGUUUCUAGGGCUCUGAAAUAACUGCUGAAUGUCUCAGUUGUGUAAUCCAGGUCCAUGUGUGGGUUUUCAGUUGGGUUGUGACAGCCUCCAUCUUAUGAAACUUAAACAUGGAAGGAACUUGUGAAAGGGGGUUAUGGUGGCAGUUUUAGGAACUCUCAUCAAACAUCAAAAAACUCAUCGUGGGAGCUUUAAGUUCAGCUGAAUUUAAAAUUAUAUUUUAAAUAGUAAGGACAUCUACUGAUGGAGAACCUGGACCCAUAAACUCUCUGAUUCUGUGUUUGUUUGCAGCGACUGUGCUCCAGCUAACUGCUCAGCAGCUGGAAAAGACGACGUUCUGGCGGAGAAGUUGUGGGAGCUGAGCUGCAGGAUGCUGUCGAUAACGUGGGAAUGAGGCAGCAUUGAUUUAAUAAACAAUUCUUUACUCAACUACCUGUUAUAUUUCUUGUAUGUGUUUAUUUUUAUUUUUCAAGAAAUGCUGUGGACUAUUUACACUAACAACAUCUUAAUAAGUAUACUGUAUACAGUGUUCUGUUUAAGAUAUUAUCACUUUGUCAUAAACUUUUCUGUUUUCUAACAACUCUCCUGAUGGUAUUUAAAUCAAAGUGAAAAAUAACUCAAAAAAUGAGUUAGACAGAAUUAUAAGUUUGUAAUAUUUCAUAUAUUUUUCUGUAUGUUCGGACAAUAAACUACUUUAUACAAUUGC
Xyrichtys novacula (pearly razorfish) is the source of this 4097-nucleotide messenger RNA. Lineage: Eukaryota; Metazoa; Chordata; Actinopteri; Labriformes; Labridae. The record is from the annotation of a GenBank genome assembly.